Psammomys obesus (fat sand rat) is the source of this 3499-nucleotide messenger RNA. It is a transcript of the gene Aldh6a1, whose product is annotated as aldehyde dehydrogenase 6 family member A1. Gene Ontology annotation, biological process: L-valine catabolic process; thymine catabolic process. The record is from RefSeq and is a predicted model, not a curated record. Gene Ontology annotation, cellular component: mitochondrion. NCBI's taxonomy places the organism in Eukaryota, Metazoa, Chordata, Mammalia, Rodentia, Muridae. Gene Ontology annotation, molecular function: methylmalonate-semialdehyde dehydrogenase (acylating, NAD+) activity; malonate-semialdehyde dehydrogenase (acetylating, [NAD(P)+]) activity. The coding region runs from base 46 to 1650 and encodes 534 amino acids. The transcript is spliced from 12 exons.
CUGGCAGCUAAGCAGCAGGGUGCUUGGCAGGGUCGGUGGUGAGCCAUGGCGGCGGUGGUGGCGGCAGCGGCGGCAGUGCGGUCCCGGAUCCUGCAGGUUUCCUCUAAAGUAAACUCUACAUGGUACCCAGCAGCCUCCUUCUCCUCAUCAGUGCCAACUGUAAAGCUCUUCAUUGAUGGGAAAUUUGUUGAAUCCAAAAGUGACAAAUGGAUUGACAUCCACAACCCAGCCACCAAUGAGGUUAUUGGUCGGGUCCCUCAGUCCACCAAAGCUGAAAUGGAUGCGGCCGUGGCUGCCUGCAAACGUGCUUUCCCUGCAUGGGCAGACACAUCUAUUUUAACCCGCCAGCAGGUCCUGCUCCGCUACCAACAACUUAUUAAAGAAAACCUGAAAGAAAUUGCCAGGUUAAUCACAUUGGAACAAGGAAAGACUCUAGCUGAUGCCGAAGGAGAUGUAUUCCGAGGCCUUCAGGUGGUCGAGCACGCCUGCAGUGUGACAUCCCUCAUGCUGGGAGAGACCAUGCCAUCUAUCACCAAAGACAUGGACCUUUAUUCCUACCGCCUGCCUCUGGGUGUGUGUGCAGGCAUCGCACCAUUUAAUUUUCCUGCCAUGAUCCCCCUUUGGAUGUUUCCCAUGGCUAUGGUUUGUGGAAAUACUUUCCUAAUGAAGCCAUCAGAGCGAGUACCCGGAGCAACAAUGCUUCUUGCUAAGUUGCUUCAGGAUUCUGGUGCCCCCGAUGGAACACUGAACAUUAUCCACGGACAGCAUGAAGCUGUAAAUUUUAUUUGUGAUCAUCCAGACAUCAAAGCAAUCAGCUUUGUGGGAUCCAACCAGGCAGGAGAGUACAUCUUCGAAAGAGGGUCAAGAAAUGGCAAGAGGGUUCAAGCCAAUAUGGGAGCCAAAAACCAUGGGGUAGUCAUGCCAGAUGCCAAUAAGGAAAACACCCUCAACCAACUGGUUGGGGCAGCAUUUGGAGCUGCUGGCCAACGUUGCAUGGCUCUCUCAACAGCCAUCCUUGUGGGAGAAGCAAAGAAGUGGCUGCCGGAACUGGUGGAGCGCGCCAAAAAUCUUCGGGUCAAUGCAGGAGACCAGCCUGGAGCUGAUCUUGGCCCUCUGAUCACCCCUCAGGCCAAAGAGCGAGUGUGCAAGCUAAUCGAUAGUGGAACAAAAGAAGGUGCGUCUAUCCUUCUGGAUGGGCGGAAAAUUAAAGUCAAAGGCUAUGAAAAUGGUAACUUUGUCGGACCAACCAUCAUCUCCAAUGUCAAGCCAAGUAUGACUUGUUACAAAGAGGAGAUUUUUGGUCCAGUUCUUGUGGUUUUAGAGACAGAAACACUGGAUGAAGCCAUCAAGAUUGUAAAUGACAACCCAUAUGGAAACGGAACCGCCAUCUUCACCACCAACGGAGCCACUGCCCGGAAAUACUCUCACAUGGUGGAUGUCGGACAGGUGGGCGUGAAUGUUCCCAUUCCAGUGCCUUUGCCCAUGUUCUCCUUCACCGGCUCGAGAUCCUCCUUCAGGGGAGACACCAAUUUCUAUGGCAAACAGGGCAUCCAAUUUUAUACUCAGUUAAAGACUAUCACAUCUCAGUGGAAAGAAGAGGAUGCUACUCUCUCCUCACCUGCUGUAGUCAUGCCUACCAUGGGGCGUUAGAAACAAGUUCUUCCGAGACUCAGCCCAGCCUGAGUAAUUUCCUGUCAUUCUUGGCAACCUUCACUUGGCAUCUUUGCUCAAAUCAGAUCCAUGAGAAUGGAAUACGUUACAACUAAACUCUUUCUCAGAAUGCUCAGUCCCUUGAAAGUUGUAGGAAGACUACAGGUAACACACCAGGUCUUCACUUGUUCGUCAUGCUUCUGUUUUUGAGGUAACUGUUGUGUGAUGAGUUUACCUAAAAUGAGAGCUUAGAACUGUCUUCUAACAAUGCUGUUCUUCUGGUGACUUGGAGGAAAAUUACCAGCAUAGGGAUAGAUCUUCCAGUAAUGAAACAAUUCACCCUCUGGUUAAGCCUCAAACACAGCCCUCCAUCAAUUUCCACACUACAUGAUAUGUAACCUAUUUUUACUUAUCCCAACAUUGUGACAACUGCUUUUCUGCUCAAUACCACUUCCUUCUGUGUGUUUCAUGCUCACCACUUAAUUCUAUCAUUGCCUGUGUUCUUUCUUUUUAAAAUACUUCUCAAGGAUACCUCAGGAUGCAAGUGAUAAAUUAGCUUUUUGUUACAUGUGCCAUGUUUCAUGGUUUGCUUCAGUAAUCAUUAAAUCAAUACUCUAGGCAUUAAUUCAGGUGCAAAUAAAUCCUUAGAAAAAUUAUUUCACAAGCUAUUUUUGAUCCAGAAAUCAAAGAAUCUCCAAUCUUAAAAAGAGGUAAGACUCUUGCCUUAUACAAGCUUAACCUACUAUUUGCCAAAUUUUAUGUUAUUCUUUCUUUUGCCAGCAUUUCUCAUUAGUUGAUACUUUUUAAAACUCUUCAUAUAGAAUAAUUAAUUGGGCUACAAAAAACUUCAAAUUCUCAUGUGUUGACAGUAUUUAGCCACCACUUAUUCAACUGCCUUUAAACUUGCUUUUAAUCUAAACCUUAAGUCAGAAGAGGCUGAUGUGCUGAACAAAACAGUUUGUUUCAUCUGCCUGGCUUUCUGAACUAGACGGCUGAGGGCUCCUUAAUUUUUAGCGCUUCAAGAGGUGUGGCCCUGGUCAUUUAUUUUCCUCUGUUCUGUACGGUGUUGCUCUAGUCCACUGGGUUAUUUGGUAAAUUAAAAUGAAGGUGGUAAAAAAAAAAAAAACAAACGUGAAAAUUCCUACUCCGUGGAUAUAGGAUUAUUAGAGUAUUCCACCUCUGGUAGAGCCUUUAGACACUUUAACAAAACACAACUGACUUGUUUUCUAUCCAAAAGCUAAGUAGACAUGUAUAGUUUGUGACUACAAAGCCCUUUGUUUUCUUAUAAAUCACAGUUUAUAAUUCAAUCCAACAAUUUUGGGCUGGGUUGAAAAGUGGUUAUUAUCUAAAUUCCAAGUAGAAUUUAACCACAUGAUCCCUAAUAUUUUCCUUAGAUAUUAAGAAAGUUACUUUUAAAAAAUUAUGACCAGGGGCCUGAAGAGAUGGCUCAGAGGUUAAGAACAUUGGCUACUUCCAGAGGUCCUGAGAUCAGUUCCCAGAAAUCACAUCGUGGCUCACAACCAUCUAUAUAAUAAGAUCUGGUGCCCUCUUCUGGCAUGCAGGCAGAACAUUGUAUUCAUAAUAAAUAAAUCUUAAAAAAAAUUAUGACUAAUCAGAACUGUGUUACUCUAAUUAGAAUCAACUGAUUUGGCCAGCUACUUGUGCUCAAAAGAAUCUUUUGUUUUUUAGAUGAAAUCUAUAGUUAUAUUCAGGUUAGUAUCACUAAAACAGAAAAAAACAGCAUUUUUCUUUUUGUUCUUAGAUGGCCUCAUUUGUAUUUUGUCAGAUUCUAUACUGAUUAUGCAUAACAAAGUACAAAUAAAACAACCCUUAGGGGAAAAAAAAUACA